AUGUCUCCAGCCUUCAUCCUGCUGCUGCAGCUGCUGGCUUCUUCUGCCACUUUGGGAAAGUAUGUUUAUGUCAAAGAUGGUUUCGAGUGGCUGACUGCUCAGACACACUGUCUGAGGAUCUAUACAGAUCUGGCCCCAGUCAGCAACGAACACGACAUGACAGAGCUUCAGCAAAAAGGAGACCCUAAGAAAUACAUCUGGAUUGGCCUGAGAAGGAGCCCAAAUAACAGAGACGUCUGGCUCUGGCCAGGAGGCGAGAAGGUGUCCAGGUUUUUCUGGGAAAGGGGGGAGCUUCAGAACAGAUCAGACGAAGACUUCGGUUUGAUUCAUGGAGAUAAGUGGUACGAUUCACAUGAUGAGCCACACCCAUUUUUCUGCUACAGCGUGAUCGUGGUGAGAGAGACGAAGCAGUGGGAGGCAGCGCUGGAAUACUGCCGGGAGCAUCACGGAGAUCUGGCCAGCGUGGCGUCGGAAACAGAGAUGCUGCUGAUCAAGAAGGAAUUGCUCAAUUCUGGAAUCACAGGACCUGUCUGGAUCGGUUUGCGGUUCCUGAGUGGGACGUGGCUGUGGGUGGACGGGCAGCCGUACCUGCACAAGGCCUGGGAGGACGACAUGGAGCCGUCUUGUCCCCCAUACAACAAGCACUGCGGCGCUCUGCAGACACAUACCGACGUGUACAAGGCUCAUAACUGUGAGGACCAACUUCCCUUCAUCUGCUACUGACACAGUUUGGCUUUUGAAAUAUAUCUUAGGCAGUAAAAUCAGAAUCAGGUACUUUUUAAAAUAUAGAUUCCAAUUUCUAGACCUGUUAGUCAAAAUGAAGAUGUUUC
Thalassophryne amazonica is the source of this 830-nucleotide messenger RNA. Its product is annotated as lymphocyte antigen 75-like. The transcript has a single exon. The coding region runs from base 1 to 723 and encodes 240 amino acids. The record is from RefSeq and is a predicted model, not a curated record. Lineage: Eukaryota; Metazoa; Chordata; Actinopteri; Batrachoidiformes; Batrachoididae.